AUGGCUUCGGUUCCAUUCAUUCUUCCUAAGCCUGAUGGUGACGUCUAUGGUCCUGAUGGUUUCAUGUGCACUAUUCGCGCUGUGUAUCCAAAAGCGCAGUUCAUGCUGCACGUUCUGCCUAUUCUCGUUGCAUCCAUCCUUUCCGCAAUCUUCUACUCCAUCAUCUAUCUCGCCCUGCGUGGGACGCUCGCAGUCAAGGGCGGUGUCAAACUCAGCCUCGAUCCUCAUGAGCGCUGGACAGUCGCUGCCAGUGAUAAUUAUCAGCGGUUCAUCGCCCGUAUUGCCAGCAGCGUCGUCAAUGUGUUCCUAUUCUACAACACCUUCCGAGUUCUCGAGCCAGCCUUCGAGGGUACCUCGUACGCCACCAGUCACCGGGAUGUCGAGAAAUCUGGAUUCUACGACAAUUCCUUUGGCCCUCAAAUUGAAGAGAAGAAGGCGUCGCCAUUCCACCUCCCUACGUACGUUCACCAGAGGAGGGCCAGCACGAAGAGCAACACUUCGUCAGAGCGGUUGCUAUCUUUCCACGGCAAGAGUUCCAGUCAAAGCAGUCUAGGAAGUUCCCGAGGAUCUAGCCCUCGUGGAUACGGUCGCGGAGACAUCCUCGCCAGCCCCCAGCCAGCACUGCAAAGGGCCGAGGUGGUAGCGCACUCGCACAAGAGUUCAGUGUCCUCCGAUGGCUACAACAGUCCGUCCCAAUUGUUCCGCUCCUUGCCUGAGAGGCAUCGGUAUUCACCCUCUACGGGUUCGAAUUCGUCGCCAAGAGCGUCACCCACCCAAGUCCCUGGGGGUUUGUGGCGAUCGGAUUCAUGGUCGUCAAGCGACCAUUUUGAGACCGUAACACCUCUUCGACCCGCGCCAUCCUCUGACGACCGUUAUUACGGCGUUGGAACUACAACUUUGAGUGCAUUUGGAGCACCUUUUGGCCGAUCACCUCCCCGUUCCCCUCCUCGCCAACUAACCCUUCUCGGGGAUCGAACACCCUCUCCUCCGACCGGCGCUACCAUCUCAAGACUUCCCAGCAGCCAGUCACAAAAUACGAGUCCACGGCAACGACCUUUCCUUCUGACUGGCAGUCUCGACAAUGAUGACUAUACUCCGUCUGCCUAUACCAACCCCCGUACCCCUCCCGUUCCCAGUGCCUUGACUUCUCGCCGAUAGAGACGUUUCGAGACCUGUCCCGUGACAUUGCCUGCUGUCGCUUCUCCGUCCUCUUUUCAAGCUGUUUUUCGUUCGAGUGCGUCGCCUGUGCUUGCAAGGCGAACACUUACCAUUUACUUACCUGUUUACUAUGUACUUAAGACUUGAUCGUGCGUUUUUUUGCUUUCUCGUUCGUCGUGCGGUCGAGUACCAAUUUUAUAUUCAAUGUUGAACAUAUCACUCUCGUUACCAUCACCUCCCAAUGCAUAACGCAUCUGC
This is a messenger RNA of Coprinopsis cinerea okayama7#130, 1416 nucleotides long. RefSeq lists its product as hypothetical. Lineage: Eukaryota; Fungi; Basidiomycota; Agaricomycetes; Agaricales; Psathyrellaceae. The transcript is spliced from 4 exons. The record is from RefSeq and is a predicted model, not a curated record. The coding region runs from base 1 to 1158 and encodes 385 amino acids.